Messenger RNA from Anopheles arabiensis, 1778 nucleotides. RefSeq names its product beta-galactoside alpha-2,6-sialyltransferase 2 (gene SiaT). The transcript has 6 exons. The record is from RefSeq and is a predicted model, not a curated record. Lineage: Eukaryota; Metazoa; Arthropoda; Insecta; Diptera; Culicidae. The coding region runs from base 246 to 1439 and encodes 397 amino acids. Gene Ontology annotation, molecular function: sialyltransferase activity.
CGGUAGAGACCAGACAUCGUUUAACGCUGGUACCAUCGUACCAUUGCUACACUUGUUGAUAGUGAGUUUAAGCUAUCGUGAUUAGUUUGUGUUCGGUUCGAUAAGAUGUGCAUUGUUAAACUGUGAUGUUAAAUUAUUCUUCCGGAAAAUAAUGGUGAACAAAAGUGAAAAAGCUUCAACACUGCCUCCAUAAAGCAUGCGUAGUCAUUUAUAACACACGAAAAAUCAAAAUAAACAAAGGAAACAUGAGAGUUUUAAUCGAGCUAUUUAUAAUUGCAAUCCUCUCAUUCACCGUGAUACUCGCACGCGAAAGGCGUAGCGUGUUCUACGUCAAGCACAACUCGACCGAGAAGAGCCAAAAGUCGGUUUCAUCGAGCGACGAGAAACCGACCCUCUGGCUGAAGGACCACGAUGCACCUCGGAUACGACCGCACUUCAGCCUAACCAAAACGUCCAACUUUUUGUUCGACCUCAAUCGGUACCGGUGCAGCGAACCGGUCACCCCGGACUGCAUCAAUCGGACGGUGCUGUUUCGGGCCAAAAUCAUUGGAGAGCUGCGCAAGCGUCUGAAGGAACCGUUUACCGACGGCGAUCACUAUCAGGUUCGGUACGGCCGGCCACUUGAACCGGUCGCUAGUCCCGUGUGCCGAAUGAUGCGGGCCAAUGUGCGCGUACUGUCCUGGAAGGAGCCGCCCUUUACGUGGAACGAGAUCGGUAGCUAUCUGCCAACGAGCCCACUGUUCGGUGACGUUACCAAUGGGAGCUGUGUCAUCGUUGCCAGCGCCGGUUCGUUGAAGCGAUCGCAGCUUGGCUCGUUCAUCGACGAGCACGACAUCGUGAUGCGGUUCAAUCACGCACCUACGGAGGGGUACGAGGCGGACGUUGGUUCGAAGACUACCAUCCGUGUGGUGAACUCCCAGGUCGUAACCAAACCCGAGUAUCAACUGCUGACAGCGCCACUGUUCCGGAAUGUCACGAUCGCCGCCUGGGACCCGGGCAAGUUCGAUCAAACGCUGGCGGAAUGGUUAGCAACUCCAGACUUCAAUUUGUUCGAUAACUUCAAAAAGUUCCGGAGUAGCCAUCCACAGUCGAAUUUUCACAUCAUCGACCCGCGCAGCAUCUGGAGGGCUUGGACUGCACUGCAGGAUCUGACGGAUGUGCCAAUUCGAAAGAACCCGCCAACGUCUGGCUUUAUCGGGCUGGGUCUUCUAUUGCCUGUCUGCCGCUACAUAGACGUGGUGGAAUACAUACCAAGCACUCGCAUGAACGGGCUGUGUCAUUACUAUGACGACGAGCUAAACCUCGGCUGUACGUUCGGUGCGUGGCAUCCACUAGCGGCGGAGAAGCUGCUCGUCUUCCGAAUGAACUCCGCCGACGACUACAGCGUCUUCCAGCAGGGCACCGUCCGCAUCCGUACCGAUCAGCUCGAACGGUGCUAGGGCGACGACUUCCGGCACCUGUCCGACGGCCGAUCGCCGAUGAAAAAGGAGCAAUGGAAUCUCUUCACCAACCCUCCCUAACAUCGAAGCAAAAUGUCGUCGCUGGCGCGAAACAAUUAACAACGGCACGAAUUAAUUAAGCAAUUCAAAUCGACAGCUGAGGUCAGGACGGCGCGUGCCCGCGUCUGCAGCCAGUGCACACACACACACAGCGGCAUUAGACAUUCCAUCCAGAGCGGGUCCAUCGGUAAACGAUUUGUGUGUAUUAAGAUUAGAAAUAAAGAAACCCGUGAGGAGAGGGUACAGAGAGAAAAAAAAACAAUACAUGCGCUUCUAACA